Melospiza melodia melodia is the source of this 1657-nucleotide messenger RNA. RefSeq names its product collagen alpha-1(III) chain-like. The transcript has 4 exons. The coding region runs from base 1 to 1353 and encodes 450 amino acids. The record is from RefSeq and is a predicted model, not a curated record. NCBI's taxonomy places the organism in Eukaryota, Metazoa, Chordata, Aves, Passeriformes, Passerellidae.
AUGCCGGUGCCGGUGGCCGCGGCCGCUCCGCGGCGGGGCCGGGCAGGUCGCCCCGAGAGCAGGCGGGGGCUGCGGGCGAGCGGCGGACCCCCGGCUGCCCGAGCCGCCCUCGGCCCCGGCGGCCCACGGGGCUCCGAGUUUCCACGGGGCGCGGAAACACAGAAACAGCAGCUGCAACCUGGAGCCAGCCAUCUCUUAAAGACACAGCUCCCCAAGCCCGGCUCCGGCCGGGCCCGCAGCCGCCGCUCCGCCGGGCCCGGGGCGCGGGGUGCGCUCUGCCCCGGGGGCUCCGCGCCCAGCCCCGGGCACGGCCGCCCUCGGCCCCACUCGGGGUUGCGGGGAUCCCCCCGAGCCGCCGGGCAGAGCUGGGCCUGGGGUCCCCUCCCAGCCACUCGGCCCCCCCUGGAGACCCCCUCCGUUCUGCUGCCGCGGGAGCGACCCUGCCCGGCCCGCGGCGCCCCUCCACCUGCCGCGGGCGCUGCUUGGCCGGGAGCCUCGGCAGGAGCGGAGCCUCGGAGCGAUGGUCCCAGCCCGGCACAGCCUGAGCGCUCGGGCAUCGCCGCCGCCCUCCCGGCUCCCCCGGGCUCCGGGGCGGUCAAUGCCUCUUUCACCAGCGCUUCCCCACUUCCCCUAAAAGCAUCACCUUGCCAGCUCCCUUCCUCCCACCAGCUGCCAGGAAAAAAAAUUAGGGCAAGGACAGGGAGCGAGAGCAAAACCAAUGAACUUGUUUCCAGCUUUUCCUUCGGAUCAGCCGUCCAGCACCGGGAGAAAAACAUUUCUCCUGUAAAAACCUCCCCUCUCCGUGCAGGCUCCCAUCCCGCCGUCCCGGGGACACGCUGGACACUCGGUCUCAGCUCGGCAGCAGAAGACACCGUGUUCUGGAUUGUUCGCUUCCCGACCCCUCUGCUGCACCCCAAUGGAGCCCCGAGGGUACACGGAGCCGGCGACAGCAGCUGCCCGGGCACCCUGACCCUGGCACGGGUGGGCACAGUUCGGCCUCGCGUGGCACCCACCCGUGCCGCAGCAGGGCUCGGUGCCAGCGCAGUGAGAGCGGCCGGCAUCGCCGUGGGGAGCAGCAAUGUCUCCUGGCGGAGUCACGGCCCGCCCUGCAGGACACGAGCACCCCAGGCCUGCGCUGCUCCCGGAGCUGACGGAUGUAUUUAUGGAUUGGGUGGAAAACCAGAAGGAUUGGUCAAACAUCCCACAGGCCCCAGGCCUGCCCCUGCCCGCGGCUCGGACACGUCGCAGACACGCCUGAGGGCCUGGGAAUGGCCAGCCAUGGGGACAGCCAUGGGGACAGCCAUGGGGACAGCCUGGGGGGACACGGCUCACAGGGGUGGGCUGCCCUGGUGAGGACGGCAGCCAUGAACCCACUCGCCAUGCAAGCCCCCCUCAGCCACAAACCUCUCUGGCCAUGAUCCCUUGUCCAUGAGCCCCCUGGCGAUGCUGCCCCCGGCAACCCUUGGCCAUAUUGCCGCAAACCAUAACCCCUCUCCAUCCCAUUGCCCACCCACCCAGGGCACCGUGGGGACCCGCCCGUGUGCCGCGGGGAUGCCCUGGAGCAUCCUCGGGAGGGGUCCCAGGGUGUCCCCGCUCUCUCACCCCCCAGCCAUGGGCUCUGCGCGGCUCUGCACCGAUUUCGGUUCUAUUUAAGGCA